Mytilus californianus (California mussel) is the source of this 2007-nucleotide messenger RNA. RefSeq lists its product as uncharacterized. The coding region runs from base 186 to 1982 and encodes 598 amino acids. The record is from RefSeq and is a predicted model, not a curated record. Gene Ontology annotation, cellular component: alpha DNA polymerase:primase complex. Gene Ontology annotation, biological process: DNA replication, synthesis of primer. The transcript has 7 exons. Lineage: Eukaryota; Metazoa; Mollusca; Bivalvia; Mytilida; Mytilidae.
AAAAAACAAAACGAUCAUAUCAUUUACGAACAUUAGCACUUAGAAGAUGUCUGAAGUAAGUAAGUAAGGAGCACGAAGCAGUAAUUCCCGUUCCUGUCCUGUCCAAAGAAAUUCCAAGUUCUGGCAAGAAAAUAGAUACAAGAUUAAAAGCUGUACAUAGAUGAAAAGUAUCUACAAUCCUCUCCAUGUCAUUUUACCUAGAACCACCUAGUGGAACUAUAUCGCUGCAAAAUUUGGAGAGGUUUGCUGAAAAGAGACUCAACUUCCUAAUGAAAAUUUACGAGGCAAAGAAUGACAGGGUGAGACUGUUUGAUGUGGUCCAUCAUGCUGGGAAUGUUGUUGAUUCCGAAUGUUUGAUUGAUGGCACAAAGAAGGAUGCAAUAUCUCAUUUCAUUUUGAGGCUGGCUUUAUGUAAAGACAUUGACACCACUGACUUUCUCGUUACUGCAGAAACAUCAUUAUUUGAAUUUAGAUUUUUAUGUAUGAAUGAAGAUGAAUUGAGAGAGCUCUUCAGAAGAACCGAAAACAUGAUUAGUGGUGUUACCUUGGAAACAAAUUCUAAAACUUCAAAACUGUUGAAUAUUUUUCAAUUGAUUUACAGACAGGUUAAAAGUUGGAGAAAAGUUGUGAGAUUAUAUCUAAAGGGAGAUGACAGUCAUUGUUUUUAUGUUCCAUUUUCAAAUGUUCUUAAUUUAGUUGCUAAGAGACAUGUUGUAUUGACCAAUGGAAUUGCUGCAGUACCUUUCCCAAAGCUUCGAGAAGUUGUGACAGAUAUUUUUAGAGAAGUUUUAAAAGAAGGCCUUAAGAUUGCACAGGAAAAGAGGUUAUUAGACCAAGUGGAUUUUCGAUUGAGAAAAUUAAUGGCUAAGUUAGUGAAUAAACUACGAGAACAAUAUAGACCAUUUUCUGAAAAAAGUCAUCUUCACACCAGUUUGUCACAUGACACAGUUCCUAGGGAAACAAAACUGUUCCCUCCGUGCAUGUACAACUUACAAAGAGUAUUGCAAAACAGACAUAGGUUAAAGCAUCACUCCAGGAUUCAGCUCACAUUGUUUUUAAAAGAGAUUGGAAUGCCAAUUCAUGAAGCUCUUAUGUACUGGAGGAGGGAAUACUCCAUUGUUGUUGACAACCAAGAUGGCUGCUAUCACAAUUGGAAAGAUAAUGAGAAAUGUUAUGUUUAUAAUAUCAGGCAUUUGUAUGGAUUAGAGGGAUCUCACAUAAACUACAGAGCUCACUGCUGUAACUCACUUCAGAACUUCACACCAUUUACAGGAGAAGUUGGUGGUUGUCCUUUAAAACAUUUCGACAGGGAACAUUUGAACUGGUUACUAAGUGAUAUGGGGAUACCAGACAUAGACAUACAGAUGGUUGAAACACUGGUCAAAUUCCAGAAAUAUAGUCAAGCAUGUGGUACAGUUCUACACAGUAAGAUGACCUGUGUGAAGAGGGUGGUUGAUUCUCAAAACAAAGAGAUUUUAAUAGACAGUUCUAUAGAUGGACAGGACUCUUCAUUUUGUCAGUCAAAUUUGUGUAAUGGGUGCAGGCAUGGCUGUGGUCAAAAACAGCAUGUUUUGUCUGAACAAACUGCUUGCUCAAGUAUGGCUGAGUUACACAAGGAACAUAAAUGCGGAAAUUCAAAUGAAGAUAGAACUUCAAUUAGUGAUGUAACUAAAUCAAAAGAAAAUCAGAAUUCAUUGAUGUGUUCUGGGAAUGACAGACGAACAAGCUGUAAUAAUGCAAAAUUUGAUUCAGUAUUGAAAAAUGAAAUUACAUUGAAUUUACAUCAAAGCAGGAAUAUUACAUCUAAUGAAUAUGACGUUAAGAACUGUUCAUGUAACGUUAUAUCUUCCUACGAAGAAGGAAAAAGGUUUAUAUUGUCAGAUUGUGAUGAUGGCAUAGAUUUAAAGACUGAAAGUCCUGUUAUUCUUCACAAACCUUCAGAUUUUUAUUUCCGUUUAAGAAAAUUCCCUGUUGAUUGUUAAAUUAUUAUUAAAGAAGGAAUAUUUA